This is a messenger RNA of Suillus clintonianus, 2064 nucleotides long. RefSeq lists its product as uncharacterized. NCBI's taxonomy places the organism in Eukaryota, Fungi, Basidiomycota, Agaricomycetes, Boletales, Suillaceae. The record is from RefSeq and is a predicted model, not a curated record. The transcript has 4 exons. Bases 29 to 1951 code for a protein of 640 amino acids.
CCUUGACCUCAUAACCCGGACCGAACAAAUGUCGGGUCACACCAAGGACAUGAACGACAGCCAUACUGAGGCACUGCAGGCCCUGCUCAAUUCGCUAUCACCCAAAGGACCGGACGCGAGUCUGUCUUCAAAGCUAGCGCCUUCCCAACUCCAAAAUCUCGCUAACAAAAUAGAUGAGAUCCUCGGAGGCGCAAGUGACGGUGAAGGCUUGCAACGGAAUGAGAAGGGUGAACUUCUUAACGAUGAGGGUCUCCCGAUCAUAGACAUCACUGAACCUGCUAUGGAUACCACUGAUGUUCACUCUCCAGCGGCCCCGUUUCACGAACCGGAUCUCAUACCAGAAUCAUCUCUCUCUGCCUCGGAGAGGGAACAACGUCGUCGCAAACGAGAUGACAUUUUGGCCAAGCUUGAAGAAGAGGAACGAUUACAAUUGGAAAGAGACGAAGAAGAAGAAAAGGAGAAGCGGAUGGAGGAUAUACGCAAACGUAAGGAGGCUGCGAAAGCAGAAAUGGAGCGGUUAAGAGCAGCGAAAGAGAUGCAGAAGAAAAUGGGCAAAGCCUUGCUGAGAAACCUUGCAGAAGCUAGGGAAAAGGAGGAGCGAGAGCUAAAAGAUCUGAUUGAAAAGGAAUCCCCCAAAUCCGAAUCCUCCAAACCCAAGAAGACCGUCACUUUUGCUAAUCCUAGUUCGCCGGAUGAAUCAUCUGCUACAGGGGAGAGUCAAACUGCAGGAUCAUCCAUUAAUUGGGGAGACAUCUCACCUGCCAGACUGCGAUCCAGCGAUCGAGUUCCACUUCGGACCAGAGCAAAUACAGAGCAUCAUCCCAUGAAAAUGAACGUGGUGGAGCGGCAUCCAGCUUCGUACCAGCCAUCGGAAAUACAGCCUGAAGGUGAUUCGGAUGAUGAACCUCUUUCUACGACGUCUGAGACACACGAUGAAGCUGGAAAUAUUCCAAACGAGUCCUACACUUCGAGCAGUGACGACGACGACGAAUCAGAUGAGGGCCUCCUCGAAGAGGAAUAUGAUUGGGAUUCUGCUCAGCACCACCGAGAAGUGGCCCUGGAGUAUUAUAAGAAGCGUCAUGCUAUUGGUGCAGAGGCUGCUCAAGCGAUGACUUCGCACACGCAUAAUGACGAAGAAUGGAACCAAGGAGAAAUUCCCCCAGAUCAGCGCCCGAAACCCAGCGUGUCGCGCUUCAGGGCUGAUCGGAUGGCUACAGCGUAUGAUAGGUCUACCUCUACUUCGCUUGGUCCAACAGUCAUCCCGGCCUCUCGACAAAAGUCCUUGCAAGAAGCUAUCCGGUUGGGAAAAGUUGAAAACGAUCAUCUUGUUGGCGGCGAGGAGGGGGAAAGUGGGAGUGAGGAUGAGGCUGUCCGAGAGGUCUUAGAACUUCUGAGCAAUGGACGCAUCCAUAAUGCUGGUCCUGGCUUCGUCCCUCAACCUACACAAAAUUCUGAAGGCCCGGUAUCAUCGAGAGCUGCCGAAGAGCCUGCUACGGCGCCAUUAGUUCCAGCUGCCCCGAAAACGUCAAAGUUCAAGAUGGCGCGAUGCGGUCUUGCCUCAGAUCAACCUGCCAAAACACCCACUCCAUUGCCAGUGGGAGAAGUGUCAUCUCCUAAACCAGCUGUCUCGGAAGUCAUCGAGCGCCGACAAUUCAAACCCAACCCUCCACACCAAAGAGUUGUUGAAGAUGUGCCGCCAUUGCCAAUCCUUCCGACGGUCGUUGAAUCACCCUCUUUCCCUUCUAUGAUCGUGGACUCGCCUUCUUUUCCGCGCAAACAGCAGCCUUUAUCUGACAAUAAUACGGGCCGUCCACAACGCCCCCCAGCUGUUAUGCGCUCGACCGUGACGGAAUUAAAUGGAGGUUCUGUUAGAAGCGCGGUAGACACUGUCGCCAGGGUCCCGGAGGGAAAGAUAUCUAGGUUCAAAGCAGAGAGGAUGUACGAUGAAUAAUUUUACUAGACGUAACUCAGGUAUCACAUAAAGUAAGGACAUCGCAAGCUCAUUGGUGAAAGAAUUUGGUAUUGUAGAUAAACGAGUAUACAGGGGUCGUUACAUAAUAAGCA